Molecule: messenger RNA, 4443 nt
Organism: Penicillium expansum
Lineage: Eukaryota; Fungi; Ascomycota; Eurotiomycetes; Eurotiales; Aspergillaceae
Product: putative UDP-glucose:glycoprotein glucosyltransferase
Exons: 4
Coding region: 1-4443 (1480 amino acids)
Cellular component (GO): endoplasmic reticulum
Molecular function (GO): UDP-glucose:glycoprotein glucosyltransferase activity
Source: RefSeq, a predicted model, not a curated record
AUGAGGGCCUCUAUGGGAUCUCACAUUUCCUGGCGGUGGUAUGCCGCCGUCGGAGCUCUGCUACCAGGCUGGAUAGCCAAUGCUAGCCCAGCUGUCAACGUGGCACUCCAAGCCUCCUUUGACUCGGCCCCAUACCUCGUCGAGCUCCUGGAAUCUGCCGCCGAAGAAAACUCCACUUCUUAUUUUCCUUUGCUGGAUCGCAUCGCCGACGGGACAUUUGAGGACCUUACAACCGAGAAGGAGCUCUACGACCGCUUCUUGACAGUUGUGAAGGAUGAUGGUCACAUACAGACUCCAGAGAGUCUUGCCUCAUUCAAAUUAUCGCUUUCGGUCCGAUCAUCGGCGCCUCGUAUUGAGGCGCACUUCCAGUUCUAUAACACCUCGGUUGAGCAGUCCUUGAUGGUGGCCCAAGAUGCGGUAUGUCCGGUAUGGGUCCACUCGGAGGGAAAGCAGUAUUGUUCUUCUGCCAUGGAACGCGCACAGCAGGAUGUCGUGGGAGAAUUGGACCCCAGAGAACUACCAUUUGAUCGAGUCCUGGGAGAUGCAUCGCUACCUCCGGCUGUUCUGUACGCAGAUGUUGCCUCUCCAAUGUUCAGAGAUUUCCAUGAAACCCUGAGCGAUAUGGCGAAACAGGGACAGAUCUCGUACCGUAUACGCUAUCGACCUCCCCAGCACUGGAUUUCCCGUCCCUUGUUUGUGUCUGGAUAUGGCGUGGAGCUUGCUUUGAAGCGAACGGACUACAUUGUUAUUGAUGACCGUGACGCAGAGCAGCUCGAAGCAAAGGUCACCGAAAGUCUUCCAACUGACCCAGAUGAGACCAAGGAAGAUGCUCCCGAUGACCUCCGGCCUCUGUCUUCCUCUGAAGUGACCCGUCUAGGCCUGAACUCUGCGAGCUACGUUAUGGACAGCUCUGAUCCUUUGGCGACAUUGAUCAAGAUGUCCCAAAAUUUCCCCAAGUAUUCAUCGAUAGUAGCUGCCCACAACUCCACUGGGGAAAUGGCGCAAGAGAUCCGCCAUAACCGGUUAAAAAUUCUCCCUGGUGGUUCCAAUGCCAUGUGGAUCAACGGUGUGCAAAUGGACACACAGCAGAUUGACGCAUUCUCCCUUCUAGAACAUCUGCGCCGAGAGAGGAAAUUGAUUGAGAAAUUCCGCGGUCUGGGUCUCUCUGCGGAUGAUGCUGUGAAGUUGCUGUCACACCCAAUCCUCACUGAAGCCCAAGCUGGAGGCGAGGAGCAACGGUAUGACUAUCGGGAUGAUUUAGAAGGGAACCGGGUUAUUAUUUGGAUGAACAAUCUAGAGAAGGACUCUAGAUACGAGUCCUGGCCCGGUGAUCUUGGAGCGUACGUCGCCGGUUCUUAUCCGGGACAAUUGCCUCCAGUGAGCCGAGAUCUGCACAAUGUCGUCGUGUCUAUGGACGCGUCUAACCCGGAGCACAUGAUGCUUGUUGCUGGGAACCUGAAUGCCUUCAUCAAGCGAGGAAUUCCUGUGAGAUUCGGCUUCGUACCUACCAGCUCGUCGCCAGAGUCCAUUGCGCAACUGAAGGUAGCGCAUUACCUUUCCGAUGCCUAUGGCAUAGAGUCUCUUGUGCAAUAUUUCGAAGAGUUUGCCUCGAAAGGCAAAACUGGAUUCCCAGAUAAAUCGUGCUUCCAGUCUGCGUCCAAAGAUCGCGACCUCGUUGAUAAACAUGAAGUUCUGUCUCUUGACCAGAUCUUGAAGAACGAGAAAUAUGAUGCUCUGGUGUCCCAAACAGCCGCUUACCAGCGUCGGUUGAGUCUUACCGGCGACGCACCUCAAUUCCUAGUAAACGGUAUCCCUGUCUCCCGAGAAGGCAACUGGAUGCAGGGAAUGAGCAUGCAGAUCAGCAGGGACUUGAAGUUGGUCCAGCAAGGUAUUGUACAGGGAAUUUUUGAGGAGGAUGCAUGGCUUCCAGAGUUCUUCCUAGCUGGCGCAUUCGAGGGACGCAAUACUUUCCUCAUGCCCGAAGAUCCUAAGAGUGUACAGAUUGUGGACAUCGCUAACAUCCUUCCAUCGGACAAAGAUGUAUUGAGCAAUAUUCCUCACGUUCUGUCGGACAAGGGAGCUCUGGAGAGCGUUCAUGUGAUAGUUGUAGGCGAUUUCGAGUCAGAGGCAGGUAUAAAACUACUUACCGAAGCCCUCAAUCUUCGAAAGGAGAACGGUGACGUGGAGAUUCUGAUGCUGCACAAUGCGGCAUCGGACGCCGAGGAUGACGUCCCCAAGCAUCUCGUGACUCUCCAUCUCUCGCUUGCGAAGGGAGAGACCAUCGACCAAGUACUGGCUAAGAUUAAAUCUGGUGAUCUUGAGGCUGAAGCCCAGGAGAUCUCUACCAUUCAAGCUUUGCACCAAACUCUGGCGAAAGAACUUGGAUUCAACCCUGGUACCGAGGGACUCGUUGUCAAUGGGAGGGCAGUCAGCCCUAUUGAGAAAGCAAACCCGUUAAGUGUGGCAGAGAUGAGCCAACUGAUUGCCUACGAACGGGUGAAACGCCUCGAUUCCGUUGCGGCCGCUGUUGGCGAACUCGGACUUGCCGAUAAGAUCUCAAACUCGCUCGAUUUUGCCAAAUUGACCUCACUUGUGGCUCUUUCCACCAUCUCAGAUGUCCCUGAAGGUAUCUUCGAAAGCACUCCCGAUUUCAGAAUGGACGUGUCCGGCAAAUGGAGGGCGGAUUAUUCUGUUAUCACGGUUUCUAACUCCGAUGAUCCCACGAUCCACGUUGGUGUUAGCCUUGACCCGGCAUCUGAGGUUGCUCAGCGAUGGUUGCCGAUUCUGAAGGUUCUAUCUGAACUCUCCGGCGUUCAGCUGAAGAUCUUCUUGAAUCCGAAGGAAGAGCUCACAGAGCUGCCGGUCAAGCGGUUCUACCGCUAUGUCUUGGAAUCAGAGCCAUCUUUCACGGACGAGGGAGCUCUCGCUCGGCCGCAAGCGUCCUUCACUGGCGUGCCUGUCGAGCCACUACUGACCCUGAGCAUGGACGUGCCGUCGUCUUGGCUCGUAGCACCCAGUGAAUCAGUCUAUGAUCUGGAUAACAUUAAGUUGAGCUCGGUCAAGUCUGGUACUGACGUUGACGCUAUCUAUGCUCUCGAGCACAUUCUGAUCGAGGGUCACUCUCGUGAUCUUACAACGAAAUCUCCCCCAAGAGGUGUCCAGCUCAUCUUGGGCACCGAGAACAACCAUGAUUUCGCCGAUACUAUCAUCAUGGCUAAUCUGGGAUACUUCCAGUUCAAGGCACAGCCAGGCUUGUGGCAAAUCAACUUGAAGCCCGGCCGCAGCGAAAAGAUCUUCAAGAUCGAUAGUGUCGGUGGUCUAGGUUACCGCCCGCAGACCGGUGACGAGAACAACGAGGUUGCCCUGCUGUCCUUCCAUGGUCGGACGCUAUUCCCUCGCCUAUCGCGCAAGCCAGGCCACGAGGAGGAAGAUGUCCUCGAGACAGCAGUCCAGCCGGGCCCAAAGAUGGACUAUUUCUCCAAAGGACUCAACUUUGCAUCCGGCGUCCUCUCCAGUGUCGGUGUCGGGUCCAAGAGCGGAGGCGAACAACACGCCGAUAUCAACAUCUUCUCAGUAGCAAGUGGACACCUUUACGAGCGCAUGCUGAACAUAAUGAUGGUCUCGGUGAUGCGACACACCAAACACACCGUCAAAUUCUGGUUCAUCGAACAAUUCCUCUCCCCCUCCUUCCGCGCCUUCCUCCCUUCCCUCGCCCGCGAAUACGGCUUCUCCUACGAGAUGGUGACAUACAAAUGGCCGCACUGGCUGCGCGCCCAAAAAGAAAAGCAACGCGAGAUCUGGGGGUACAAGAUGCUCUUCCUAGACGUGCUCUUCCCCCUCUCCCUGGACAAAGUAAUCUUCGUCGACGCGGAUCAAAUCGUGCGCACAGACAUGUACGAGCUAGUCACCCACGACCUCCAAGAGGCGCCCUACGGCUUCACGCCCAUGGGCGACUCCCGAACCGAAAUGGAAGGCUUCCGCUUCUGGAAACAGGGCUACUGGUCCACCUUCCUCCGCGGCAAGCCCUACCACAUCUCGGCGCUGUACGUCGUCGAUUUGAACCGCUUCCGCGCACUUGCUGCCGGUGACCGUCUGCGCGGCCAAUACCAGAUGCUCUCGUCGGAUCCGAACAGUCUCAGCAACCUUGACCAGGAUCUGCCCAACCACAUGCAGCAUCAUAUUCCCAUUCAUAGUCUGCCGCAGGAGUGGCUUUGGUGUGAGACUUGGUGUUCCGAUGAGGAUUUGGAUGUGGCGAAGACUAUUGAUCUUUGUAAUAAUCCCCUUACCAAGGAGCCUAAGUUAGAUAGGGCUAGGAGGCAGGUUCCUGAGUGGACUGUCUAUGAUGAUGAGAUUGCGGCUUUGGCGAGUCGCAUUGCUGGCGAGCAGGCUGCUGCUGGGGCUGAGUUUGUGCAGACUGGCGAAGAGCGCAAAGAUGAAUUAUAG